AUGCCUGAGAUCUGGAGUUUUAUCCAGAAAGUAGCGAAGGCUAAUCUCUAUCCUAGAAAUCGGAGAGUAAAAUGCGACGAGACAAAGCCAACUUGUUAUCGAUGCCAGGAGUACGGUGCAUUCUGCGAGUACAGGCACCCUCGACCCCACGCUGCAGCACCUAAAGUUAGCCCGCCUCAAGAUCGUGGCUGGGACCUCGUUCCCAUCCAACCUCGACCUCCGUUGCAGCGUAUGACUAGUUCCCUAGAUCCUUUCAAAUGCGAUGAGGUAGAAGGUCGGUAUUUUCGACUAUUUCAAGAGGAACUUGCAUUCGAUCUGAGCGGUUAUUUUGAGACUCCCUUUUGGACACGAAUCAUACCACAACAAUGUUAUCACGAACCUGCCAUAAAACAUGCAAUUUUCGCUUUGAGUGCUCUAUAUAAAUCUGCAAUAUCGUCCAAGACUAAUACGGCUAAUUUGGAUGAUGAGCAUUUUAAUUUUGCUUUGGUACAGCAGAGACAAGCCAUCAACUCACUUCGACAAGCCCUGUCUAGUGGACAACCUCAGAUGAGGCUUGCUCUGGUGGCGAGCUUGCUCUUUUCGUGCUUUGAGAGUUUCCAUGGGGAUUGGGAGACAGCAUCACAGCAGAUAUAUAGCGGGCUUAACAUUCUGAAGCAUCUAAGCGAAGAUGAGAGACGGCAUGCAACCAAUAGCCUCGUUGAUAUGGAUUUCGAAGUCGGUCUGACCUUGCGCCGUCUCAAGUUGCAGAUAUUAUCGUUUCUGGCCAUGAACCCAAUGUGUGAGCAUCCCUUUAAUGACCUAAAUGUUGAGGAAACUAUGCCGGAUAUGCCAGAUCAGUUUACUACUUUCAAUGAAGCUUUCGCGGCAGCAACUAACUUGGCUGUGUCUGUUCUUCGACAUUCGAGGAUAUCUGCUCGAUGCGGAAAUGACUUAGGUCUACGGGAAUUGAUUGCACAACAACAACAGUGCCUCCACGGAUUGGUGGAUCAAUGGAACAAGGCGUACGAACCGAUAUUUCUAGAACUAUGCCAGAGUAUUAUCAACAAAGCUUUCAUAACUCAAUUUCAGAGGAUUACUCAUUUUGCACGGCAUAUACUUCAGACGGACCAGGAAAUUCGACAAUCAGAUGGUCCCAGACUACAAUACGGCAUGGGAUUGAUAAUGGCUCUAUUCUAUACGGCUACUAGAUGCCGGGACUUCUCCGUGCGCAGGGAGGCUAUUGCUAUACUCCGGGAAUGGCCUUGCACGAAUGGGGUUUGGCACAGUCUGCAGGCAGCAAAAGUUGCGGAGUGGAUCGCGGACAUAGAGGAAGAGUACUGUGUUGGCAUGAGAUUUAUUCCGGGGAACUGUCGUGUAAAAAUGCAGAGCUUGAAAGUGUCCGUCCAGAAGGGUGAGAUUAGUGUGGAUUGUAUGCAAUAUUCUGUUAAAGGCGUCUUAAACCCCCGAAAAGCAAAUCUGCAUUGGCGUUAA
Talaromyces marneffei is the source of this 1470-nucleotide messenger RNA. RefSeq lists its product as uncharacterized. NCBI's taxonomy places the organism in Eukaryota, Fungi, Ascomycota, Eurotiomycetes, Eurotiales, Trichocomaceae. Gene Ontology annotation, molecular function: zinc ion binding; DNA-binding transcription factor activity, RNA polymerase II-specific. The record is from RefSeq and is a predicted model, not a curated record. The transcript has 3 exons. Bases 1 to 1470 code for a protein of 489 amino acids. Gene Ontology annotation, biological process: regulation of DNA-templated transcription.